Messenger RNA from Wasmannia auropunctata (little fire ant), 14937 nucleotides. RefSeq lists its product as uncharacterized. NCBI's taxonomy places the organism in Eukaryota, Metazoa, Arthropoda, Insecta, Hymenoptera, Formicidae. The transcript has 29 exons. The record is from RefSeq and is a predicted model, not a curated record. Gene Ontology annotation, cellular component: cytoplasm.
GAAAGUGCAGCCGAGAGCGAGCCGAGUGCAGCAACGCCGCGUCGGUAUUCGAUGGUCGCGCCUGUCGUGAGAAGUUGGCCGCGAAGUUCGAACGUUUUCCUCCGCCAUUUUGAACCCGCACGGGACGCCGCAUACGUGUGUCGCGAUUUCGUGCGCGUCGUACACGUCGCGUUUCUCUCGCGUUUACUCUUCCGUCGCGAUUAUGCGUUUAAAGUGCGCGUCGCGUCGCGUCGCCAGCGAUAACGAAACGGUAUCGGGAGUGUCGCGCAAAGCGUCGCGCGAUCAUAUUUCGGCGAUUAUAUUGCGCGCGUCGCGCGUGCAGGGUUAUGUCGUACGAUGUAUGACGCGUUCGAAUUUUGGCGAUUGUAUUACACAUACGCGUUACGUGUGACGACGGCGGAUGUGCCGUAUCAAAUAUCGCGCGAAUCAAACUUCAGCGGUUAUAUAGUUUGUUUUAACACGCGUCGUAUGCGAUAAUAUCGGGAGUGCCGUACAAAGUGUCGCGCGUGACCGUAUAUUCCACUGGAUUAACGCGUACGUAAUCAGUCCUCCGGGCGUAAUUUUCGCGAGUGCGAUCGCUAUAUGGAGAAACAAUGACAAGGAAACACGAGAGGGUCCGGAGAGACGAGGAGGAGGAGAAGCCCAAGGAAGACACGGCGCAGCAACCGCAGAGACGAGACGACGAUGAUGAAAUCCAUCGUGGCGCCCAAAGGAAUUUCAUGGAAAGUGCCUCCCACUCGCCUGUCUCUCUUUCUCUCUUCCUCUCUCCGUUCGAGAUCGACCGGUCCAGGCGCCCUUAAAAGAGGAACGGCGCGCAACGAAUCAGCAUGGAGCCAAAGGAGGCAGUCUUCGGUAGCAAUAUCUCAGAAACGGACGUGCGGCAUAAUCGGGACUCGUUUACGGGUGACGGGAAAGAAGCGAACGUGCGAGUUCUGUCCGUCGACAAAGUUACCGUCGAGAAAAUCGUCCUCGAAUCUUCGAACGGAUCGCGAGAAGUGUUGCUAACGAAGAACGAGUCGUCGAGAAAAUUAUCUCUGAGUUCGGAGACGAGUUCGAAUGUCGUCGAAUGCGUGAGAGACGAGCGGCAGAAAUCGGCGAAUAACGAUAGAUUUCGAGUUUCGAUAUCGGAGAACGCGUCAAAAUCAAAAGAUUCUAUUCCUAAAUCCGUCGUGUCGGGCGGUCAAUCGAAACUUCCUAUUCCGAAGAGCCGGAAGAGUAACGGUGUUAGUAUUUCGAGCGAAGAGACUAGAAUCAAGCCGAUCAAGUACCCUAAAAGCCCGUCGAUCGGUAGCAUCGUAAUUAAAGAUUUGAAUUCGGCGAACUCUAUUGUCAAGAAGAACAAGGUACCACCGAAGGUCCCGGAGAGAUCUGUAACUAAAAAUGAGCGUAAUUCAUCUUUGAUAGUGACUUCGGCCUCCUCCACGAAGACAGAAUCUUCGGAAGAUUUAUUGUCGAAGGGGGAAAAAGUUGUUGACAAGACAGUGGCUGAGGUUAAGCAAGCGCAAACUGAGCAAGAACUUCUCGAAGCGGAAGAUUUUGCGGGCGAUAAAAAAGGUGACGACAGUAUAAGCUCCGCCGAAAUCGAUAAACGCAAUGAGACAUCGGAUGCUACGAGCGUGAACUGCAAACGUGAAUCGGACGAAAUAGAGAUUUACAACGACGUUGAAAAUCGCGGAGGAUCAGACGCGAGUAUCGACAGAGACGUGCGGGACCGCUUGGAGAAAAGCCAGUCGACUAUCGACGAUCUUCAGAAGAAUCUGAGCACCAAGAUUCACGCCAGUACUGCGCGGAGCUACAAGGAGAAGCUGCUGAGUCUCCGGGCGAAUUAUUUUCGGAAGUCGCCGAUUAUCUCGGAGUCGAAUUGCAGCGAGAUAUUAAGUUCCGGAUUCGACAAGGAUUUCCUCGAGCGGCACAACCUCGAUAAGCAGCUAAAAAUCGAGGAGAAGAGGCUGCUGGAAACCGAUCUCGAUUACACGUCCGACAACGAGGCCGACGAGCGGCCGUCGGGUGAGAUCGACGUCAAACGCAAGUACAGCGAGAAGGUGACGGAGGUGGAGAAAAGGUGGUCCGGGGAAUUUUUGGACGAUCGCUUGCAACGGAACUCCUCGGAAUCCUCGAAGUCGUCUUACGUCGAAGAAUUCGGCAGCGUGUCCUCGCGCGAGAGUAUCGUCGAGGAUCGCGACGCCCAGCUGCUGUUUGACCGGAAGCAUCCGGAGGCGAAGUACGCGGGGAGGCGAGCGUCGAUCGACGAGCCGAAGAGACGGACUUCCGAGGAGAUCGAAAACAGCACCGUGAGCACCGUCGACUCCGAUUCAUGUCUGGAGGACAGAAUCAAGGCGAUCGACGAAGACAUCGCCCAGGUAGCGAACGGAGAAGACGAGAUACAGACGGACGAUAACGAUAACGACGAUAUUAUCGAUGGAUCUGAUCGAGCUUACGGCGGCGAGGAAGAUAAAGAUUGCGCUCGGUGGAAUGAAGAAGUAGAGAGAGCCGAUACGAUUCUCAUUACAACGGCAACUCACGAGGAUCUAAAUUUAAGAAAAGAAAAUAUUAAAAGUGACGCGAUUAGCGUUACUUACGAUCCGAAUUCGAACGAAGUGACGACUAACUGUGAAAAGAAUAUCGAGGAGGUGAAAAACGAAAUACCUCUUAUCGAUCGGAAGAAUCUUUUAACGGAAAAGAGAAACGAUAAAAUUUGUAAUUCUUUUACGGUGGUCAACUCGAAGGAAUCCACCUAUCCGACGACUUUCGUUGUCCGAAGUAAUCGCGGCAGCGACGGUUACGCGAGUCUUAUAAAGGAAUUUGCAAUGGAGGCGGGAUCGUCCAAGGUGAAGAAGGAGGAGAAGCAGAAGAAGAAGCUCGGCUUUCGGCGUCUCUUACCGGCUAUCUUCUCGCCGAAGGACUCGCGAAAGGAAUACAAGAAGAAGGAGCAGAAGGAGCGACGGAGAUACGACGAGCGACACUUCGCUCGUUAUCAGCAAAAUGGAAAUUACACGAGGUCGCCGGACACGAUGAAUCUGAACGAGGACAUCAAGAGAAACGUUAAACUUGACAACAGCCUGAACGGCUCCAUCAUCGAGGAGAGACUGGAUGAGAUCAAACGAGAAUUGUUCCCCGAGCAGGGGCCAAUCACUAGUACGCCCGAUCACUUCCUGCAGACGGACGACACGCGACUUCUUCGCGAGAGACCCAGAGGUCAAAGGUCGUACACCGCGGACUCCAGUCUCAGCUCGAUCGCGCCAGACGAGCGAUGGCUGGAGAGAGGCGGACAGUUCGGCAUCUCGCCCGACGUCAGGAAGUACGAGCAGCGGCAGAGGCGCGAGGAGCAGGACAGCCGGCGAUACGGCCAUCUGGAGCGUAAACACAGUCUGCAGGAGCCGAAUCACGGCGCGCGUAUUUAUGUCUUCCAGAGGAAUCACGGUGCCUCCGGCCGAAUCUCGGCGCCGCCUGGCGAACGGUAUUUCGUACGGUCGCGUGCUAUUCAUCCCGUUGACAGGCCGCUACCGGAGAUCCCGCAGUCGCGACUCGAGCUGUCGAACUACGAAAAUUAUCGGGACGGCGUUGAUCAACUCCAGUCCGGGCUUUACCAGAACAGGAGCCUCGAGGCGGGUCUGAUUCACAAUUCGCCGCAGUCGGUUGCCGCGCAAGUUAAAAUCACUCGACAACCGAUCGUGAAUCAAAAUCAGAGAGCGCCGUUAAUCGGAAGAAGCCCGAAAUAUCCGUCGUCCGGCUCCAGUCAAAAGUCCGGCGAUUACGCCGAUUCGAGUUGCACGCCUAACUCGAGUCAGAAGAGCGAGUUCUCGCCCACCAGCUCGAAGAGCGGCGAGUAUUAUUUAAACUCGCCUCGUAGCAGUGCUCGAACUUCACCCGCCGACCGGCCGCUUUUCGAAGACGCGCGCGAAAGGCUUUACGAGAACGAGGGUCAAACCGUGACUUCUCAGCCGUCCGGUAACUACAUCGAGGAACAUGUUUACGACGAGACUCCGCCGUGUCGUGAGGAACAUUUUUCGAACACAGAAGUGUCGGACUGUAUAGCGGAGAAUUCGCCGAAGAAGAGAAAUGAUGAUAUGGUGUUCGAACUAAAAUGUUCACCGAAUCAACAAUCACCCUCGAAGAAUUGUUCCUUGCAAUAUUGCGAGGAUAAUGAAAACGCACGAAUGGAGUCGAAACAAGAAAUCGAGAAAUCACGCGAAGAUUGUUUAAAGAGUUACGAGACUGCUGACGUAAGUUUGAAGAGCGACUCACUGGCGUGCAAUCAAGCUGAGAGAUCGUCCAUUCAGAACGUAUCACCAUCGAAACUUGGCGUGACGGUAGCGACGUCGCCAUCGGUGGGAUCUCGCGCCAGGAGGUCACAGCCCGACGAGCAAAUUCUGAUAGCUUCACCCAAGCGAGAAGCCAUCUGCCAGUCUCGAAUCUCUCGGCCGUCGAACGAGGCCAGGAUCUGCAACGCGGAAUCGCCUGUGCCCAUCGCGGAUUCGCGCGGAGAUCACGGUGUGAUCUCUGGCAUCGUCCCAAUUGAAGUGCGAAAUCAGUACGGCGGCCAGAAUUCUUCCAUCCCGAGAAUGGGGAGAUCUAUGGGACAGAGAAGUCCAUUAUUCUGCGGCUUUUCGAAAGGUAUCUCGCGUCCCGAGCCGAUUUACGGACGGUCGAGCCCCUCGCGCGGCAACACGGUGACCAGGGAGAUGAGAGAAGGCGGACGCGAGAACGAUCAGUUGCCGCCACCCGAUCCGUAUGGCUCGACCAAACCGUGCCGCGACGUCGACGAGAGAACAGCUCGGAUUCAUAGUAAUUCGACGUCGCAGAGCCCGCAGUUAUGCGUUUCAGAGACCAAACAAAUGCUCACCGAGCCGGGGAGAAUAGUGGCACGAUCCCCGAUACGCGAACCGUCGAACGCGGCUCAAGAUAUUUGUCAACAACGGCGACACGAUACCGUUCAGCAGCAGCGAACCCCGUUCGUGGCGGCAGCGACGACGUUGGAGGGUCGGCAGUCGUCGCCGACCACGAGCCAGGACAAGAUGUACGUAAGCGCGAGUUCGCUUCAGCGCGAGCCGAUUUACGAGCAACGUCAACGGCAGUAUCAACCGCAGCAGCAGCAGCAGCAGCAGCCGCGACAAGGUCAGGAGCCGCACGUUCAGCGAGUCGACGCGACGUGCGGCCAGCAGAGUUAUCCGACCUGCGGACUGUUAUCGCCCUCGAAGCAAAAGACCAGGCAUGCCCUGGAGGUAUUUUACUGGCAGCAAAAGGCGAUAGAGGCGCAACGGAAGUCGGCCGUUUCGUCGGCGAGGCAGUCGGCGAGGCAGAUCGCGCCGAAAAUCGAUCUGCCGGAGGUGCGAGAUGCGGUGUACUGGCAACAGUUGAAGAGGCUCGACGAGGAGCAGCAGCGGCGGAUUUACGAGCAGAAUCUGAUGGAGGACGGGCUGUACGAAGCGCAUCACAGAACGAGAACAGGCAGUGUGACGAAUCAAGCAUUCAAUAACGCUGCGGCGCUUGGUUCUGUCAUUCACGGGGAAAGAUCUUACUGGAGUAACGUGCAGCAGCAACGUCUCAAGAUGAGUCCGGCCGGAAAGCCGCCGUUAAUGCAGGUGCAAAAGGGUCAGAAUCAGCCGGUGCUAAUAGUCAGGCCGCAGCAAGCGCUGCGGGAUCGUCAGGAGAUGUUAAAGUCCAUAAACCCGCGUGAUCUCGCGGUAUACGACAGCCAGAGGUCGAAGAGCGCCUCUCCGCACUUUCACAGAGGCGACAUUGAGCGUACCAGGAUUUACGAAGAGGAUGGCAGGUACCUCGACGGCGAGGUAAGACCUCGACCGCAUCCUAUAUUCAAGAGAGGAAGCUUAAUAGGGGGAGAGUCGGUGGAGUACGGAAGUACCGGUCCCAAGAGGGUCAGUUUCUCCAAUCAGCCGAACGCCGGACCGGAAUUAGCGGCUGGCAGCUGGCCGACCAAGCACGGAACGGCACCCGAGCCGCCCACCAGGCGACACAGAAGCGAGGACAGCGCCUCGGACAGCGACUCGGUGUUUUUGCCUCAAGAUCGACACGACGGAACUCAGGACGCUUCGUACGAGUACGAUGCUAACAAACCUCUGCCUCCUCUGCCCAAGGACUCCCUGAUAAUUUCCCGCCGUGGAAAUAGUUAUAACGUUGCCACAAGUUCUUCAAUUUAAACCGACAAUAAACGCGGCCUCUCGAAACAACAUAUUCCGCGCCAAAUGCAGGAAGAGUGGAAUCCAGAUGGCAAGGGUCGGCAGUCCAACGAUACCGGCGGAUCUGUCAGGGGGGAGAUUGAACCCGGCUCGAACGAGCUCACACCUGGCAGACGGUCUGGCGGUGGCGGCGGCAUCGGUGGCGGAGGCGGCGGUGGCGUCUUGGGGGUCGGCGGCGGUGGCAGCGGCGGCGGCGGCUCGGGGGGCCGCAGCUCCUCCGGCGGCCGCUCGAGAGACGAGCCGAGGAGGCACACCCUCGGCGGCGAUCAUCAGCCCUCCCUCCAUCAUCAGCAGUUCAACGCGGCGCAGCAGCUGCACCCCCUUCAUCCGCAUCAUCUGCCGCCACCACACGGCCAGUACGGCACCCCGCCCUCGCGGCACACCACCAUGGAUCUCGAGAUGGGGACCAAGUCUCGCCAGAGAAAGUCGCCUCUUCCGCGUGGCUACCCACCCCCGUCUUCGACGAUGCUUUUCGAUGAUGACCCGGGUAUCAUGUCCGAGGUGGAGACCUCCAGCACGGGAUUUCGGCGAGGGGGCAAGCAAAGAAGCAGCCUGCCCGUUGUACGAACGCCCAGCAAGACUUUGGAGCGACCACUAGGACUGGUGUUCCUGCAGUACAGGAACGAGACGAAGAGAGCAUUGUUGCCGAACGAGAUUACCAGUAUAGACACCGUCAAAGCUCUUUUCGUUAGAAGCUUUCCGAAACAACUCACAAUGGAAUACCUGGACAGUCCUCAUGUAAAAGUUUACAUACACGACAGCAACAAGGACAUGUUCUACGAACUCGAAGAUCUAAGAUCGCACCUGAGAGAUAUCAGGGAUCGCAGUGUCCUGAGACUUUUCGAGAGUGCCGACGGGGUGACGGGGAUGCCAGGGCCCAUGGGGGUGCCUGGUGGCGGUGGUGGUCUGCCUCCCCAUUGGGAAGAUCAGAGCUACUUCAGCGAACCGGAAUUUGACAGCGAAUAUCAGCAUCAGCACAUUCACAAGAGCAAGACGGCCAAGAACUCGACGUCCGGCAGCGGGUAUUACGUGGGCGGGAGCAGCACCCUGCCGCGCGGUGGACCCCUUCUGAGGGCGUACAGUCCGGCGGCGUCGAGCGUCGUCGGAGGUCCGAGCGCGACCCCGACGACCCCCAAGACUCUCACCACACCGGAUGGUUGGAUAGGUGUUGGCGGGGUGCCGCCGGCCAAGCCGCUUCGCAGCUACCAGUGUGGUAAGAGUCCCCUUGGAAGCCUCGGGGGCUCGGCGCGCUUCUCUAGAGACAGCUCGGUCUCCCUCUAUAGUAUACCAGAUCGACUACACGGGGAGAGCGGAUACAUGAGCAGCCCCGAGCGCGGCGGCGGCGUCAGUUCCGGAAGCGGAAGAUACCCACCCGGGCCUUACAGCGCCGGCAGCAGCUACGAGGAUCCGUAUUAUUCGCAAUACUCGGGGACUGUUACGCCCGUCAUCGACGAGGAAGCCAGCGCGGAUGUGUAUGUUUGUUGCGGGUGGUGCAGCGAUACGGAGCUGUUGGAGGAAUCGUACAGCCUUUACGGCGUGAAACCACCGGGGCGUCCGCCGUCUGGUCCCCCGCGGUCCCCGUUUCCUCCGGGGGCGCCGCCCUCCCUGCCCGGCGGACAGGGCUACGACGCUACUCGGAUAAGGGUGGAGCACAUGGAAAGACAACUGGCCAAUCUAACCGGGCUCGUACAGAAGGCACUGACACACGCGCCGCACACCAGCCCGUCGCCGCGAGAGUACUUGCAGGUCCCGCCGGGACGUGAUCCUUACGCGAGAGCAGCAGGCGCCGGGGACGAGUUCGACAAACACUCUAGCUCCAGCUCUGCCUCACUGCCAGUGUCUCAACCUGCCGUUACAGAUGACUCGUACUUAAGGACUGACGUUAAACCGCCAAAAUUAGGCAAAGACAAGUCGGUGUCGUUUGAAAAGUCAGUGUCCUUCAGUGACGAGCCACCAGACAUGAACUCCCCCAAACAACAUUCCCCGCAACAUGCAGCGGACACAAAACCCACGAAACCGGCAAUCAAAUCCUCCACGUUGCCGAGGAUGUCGUCGCAAGAGAGAGACAGGCACAAGCCGACACCACCGCCGAAACCGGCCGCGCUGGUGGCCGGUCAGUACGUCUACAGGGACCUGGCGCUCACGCCGGAGAUGUACAAUCAGCUGAGGGGUCUGCAGAAGAAGGCGAAAGACCUUAGGCAAGAAGUGAGAAAUUUAAGGCGCAUGUCGCAAGCCCAGGCUCAUACGGUGCGUGAGACUAUCAAGGACACGUUCAUUACGAUUAGGGCCAUGCUAUUAUCGGGAGGAGACGCAGUUUGGACGGCCGGGGACACGGAGAAGAUUCGACUAAGCCGCGAAGAAGAUCUCUACAAGCAGGAAGUGAUAAGGCUGGAAAAAGAUCUCACCGAGCUCGAGAGCACCGUGGAGGAGCUUCGCGGUAAUGUGAUCAAUAGAAAGACGCGUGUCAAUAUGUCGGAUGUGGAGAACAUGGCUUUGAUAUUGAGUAAAUCCAGCAAAACUGUGGCCGACCUGAAAGUACGGUUUCCGAGUUUGCAAGAGGGGAUGAAGGGUCUACUGAGCUCGGAGAUGGAAAAAGUGGUGCGCGAGGAGAAGUUCCUGAAGGAAGAACCCGAACGACUGGAGUCUGCGCUGAGACGUUGCAAGAAACUCACCGGCACCCUCGUGACGCUCAAACGCUUGGCGUCGGUGCAAGAGCAGCGAUUACCAAACGCAGCGAGCGUAGACGCCGAGGAAACGCCGCCUGUAACACCGACGACGGCACAGCAUUCCAAGGCAGCUGCCCCUGUGCCAGCGGAACGCACUGUCGUGGGGUCAGCGAGCGUCCUCGGGGGAGGGAGCCACCCUCACGAGCCAUCCGCCGACCAUCAGCAGCGUCCGGAGAACGCACUCGACGCUCUGCUAGACGAGCUGCAGACCUUCUCCCGACCAAGCUCGCAGAUGGGCCACGUGUCGAGCAGCCUGUCGGUUCAUCCGGGCCCGAACGUGCUCCUGGCCGACAUCGGCCGCGCCUCCAGCCUCCGAGAAUCUACAAGCGUCGCGACAACCGGUGGCGGCGGCGGACGCGCUCCCAACAUCAGCGAUAUCGGUCGGAAGGGCAGUGUGGAUUCCUCCAGCGGUACCCUAACUGCACCCACCGUCAGCCUGAUGGGCUUACCCGGGAUGGCGCCGGGCGGCACUCUACGUCGCCUGCACUCGUAUCCCUCGAGCUCGGACACCGACACCUCGCCGCCCAUCGCCAGGUUGCAGGCGCUGUCGCUGCAGGACCAGCAGGUACAGCAACAACAGCAGCAACAGCAGUCGCAGCCGGGCAUGCCGGUGCUGCCGCAGAGCUUCCUACCUGGGCAGAAGCCGCCGGUACCGGAACGAAACGCCGAGUUGCUACAGAUGGCAAGCGCCAGGAGGGUACCGCCACCACCGCCGCCGCGCACCAGCUCCCGAUCACCUCUGGCGAGCCCCACCAGCCCGCAGCUACCGCCCAGAAAUCAUCCAUGCAAUCUGCAAAGUGGCAACGCGACCUUGCGCCGACCCUCGCGCAACAACAGUCUCGUCGGCAAGGAGGGUAAGCCGCCGAUGGCCCUACCGCCGAACGCCAUCCUGUCCACCGUAGACCAGGUCGCUCCGCAGACCGCGCCGGGCGUCGCCGCGCCGCAAAACUCGUCGUCCUCGCAAACCGCGGUGCUAUCGACCAGCAACUCCAGCUCCUGCGAAAGCGUCAACUCGCAGGAGGGAUUGCAGAGCAAGCGCGGUCGGCAGGAGCAGCUGGAGCAACGGCACCAGGAACUACUCAGGAAGCAGAAAGCUCUGCAGGAGCAAUAUGCUAGGCUGCAACAGCUACAGAGGAACGCGGCCGGCCUCACCACCGUGCCGCCGGCGCCGCCCGAUCUUCUGAAGAAAACCGGCUCCGAGAGCAAUCUCCUGGCGAAGAUGGGCCUCGGUUUGAGCGCGGCAAGUUCCGGAUCCCUCACCAGCCUCAGCAUCAAGCCCCAGAUCUCGCAGGAGGCCGUUGCGAUCGACGGUAAUCAAGUAGCCAAGGCCGAAAUCAUUAACGGGCAAGCGAUUCCAACGAUCAUCGCGCAGACGACCAACGGACAAGUCUCCGGUGCCACGUCGGCGAUGGUGAUGUCGGGUACGACGACCACCGGCGCAGCCAUCACCGUCACCACCACGUCCACCACAACUACCAGCAAAGUCUAUGAAACGGACAUUCUGUGACCGAGAAGCCGCUCGCUGAUCGGCUGCUCGACCGUCAAGGUCGCCACUGAGAUCGCUCUGGCGAGUUAACACGGUGACUGGUGGGAUCGCGAAGCUGCUACCGCAUGGUCCUUGGUCCUCGAACGACAGAGCAGGCUGUCCGUCAAAUGAGACGAGUAAGAAGAAGGGAACGAAACGCGAAAUCCUCGCAGACGAUCGAAGAACGAUUCGGGUUUGAGUUCGACAACAAGGAAUUGCUAGAAUUAAGAAGAUAAAUUGGCUGACGAACAGGAAGAAACGCGAACUGGGAAGAACGGAUGGUGGAGGAAGGCUGCUUCCGGUAUCCUGAACGACGAGGGCACCGCCGUACGUUUGGGGCGUCUCUUGGAAAGUAGAGUACAGCGUAGGGAUUCGAGCGCGUAAUAAUACCACACUAAUCGCUAUGGUUAAUAUAGUAUUAAUGAUUGAAAAAAAAAAAACGCGUGGCGCGAGGAAACCUUUCGCAUGACGAAGCGUCAACGUCCGAACUGAGAAAAAAAGACAGGAGGAAAUAGGAAACGCGACGCGAAUCUCGCAUCACGUAGCAUAUUCAAGGCAGGCAGGCGGGAUAUAUCCCGGUUCUCGCGUCUUGCCCUCCGUCUCUCGAUAUUUACCCUCCCCUCAGCUUCGAUCUCGGCGAUCGGGAAACGCGCCGAAUUGUCAAAAGUCGACCUGAGCUCGUACACGUCCGCGCGUCCGUACUCCUCGCAACGUCUGUGUGCCAAAUACGAGAGCAAAAGAGGAAAUGCGCGAGAGGAACUCUCGCGAACUUUUUUCUAAGAUAAUUAUACACCCGUAAUUAUUCCGGCUAUUCGUUCUUUCUUCAUCGUAGUAGAGCGAGCGUAAGGGAUUCUACGUAGGUGAUCAUCGUAUAUAAAUAUUAUACAUAUAUACAUACGUAUUAUAUAUAUAAAUAUAUACAUAUACACACGCUACACAUGUACGCGCGGGCGGGCGGGAGAUUUAUAUAAAUAUAUACACGUAAGUGGAGAUAUAGGUAGGUAGAGAGCUAAGUAUAUAAUAUAUAAAAUUGUAUAUUUCAUACACACAACAUAUGAAAUAUACUGCAAUCAUACACGUAUAAACGCCGCAGAACAGAGCUGCGGAAACGAUCUUUUUUUUUUUUUCGAACGACGGCGAAGUGGCACGAAUAUGUAGAGAAAAAAUGCGUUUUGUACACGACGACGACGGUCCUAACGUGCACAGACGUGAGACUUUUAUCAGAAAAACUUAGAGCAAAUUGUCUACUGUACGUGUAUAAAAUAUACACACAUCCAGCCGCAUUUACACGAAAAUUUAUUAUAUACAAGGAUGCGUAGCGAUAGAGACGUAAUUCUCGUUACUAAAAAAUAAAGAUUUUACGGGCACUGUGGCGAGAAAUACGCGAUCUAUACAGGGGGCUACGAAAGAAUACAAAAGGACACGAUACAGCGGAGGUGAGAAGCUGGCACAUUACGAGAUGGUCGACAAGAGCAGCUAGUAGAGACCGGAAAGCGGCAAUAGAAUGCGAACCUGAAGAGCUACCCCUUAGACCUAUAUGUAACACCGCUCUGAUGUAUUAGCGAUAGGAUAGUCGUCCAUUGAAUCAACCGAGGUCGUAAAAACAAUCAUGCGACGUAGAAUGUUCCUAUAUCCAGGGUAUAUAUCUGCGUGAUCUCCAUUGCGUCAACCGAAUUGCAUCGACAGUUCGAAUUGAUUGAAUUUCUCUUCAGAUUACAAUUUUAAUUCCAUUUCGAUACGCAGGAUCGUUAGUUAAAAAUUAGAAUUCAAUAAAAAAUCCUUAUAGGAAUAAAUAUUAGGGGGGGGGGGAAUAAAAAGAAUCAAUCUGCAAUUUUUUUAAACACUUUAGAUAGGACUUUACAUUUAACUUUCAAACCUUGUUAAAAAAUAUUUCUAUUUAAAGUCCACUUUUUUCUGAAUUUUUGUUUAUGAUAACGAUUCGUGGACUAAAAAAGAGAAAAUCAAUUGAUUCGAAAUUAGUGCUAUCAAUGUAACUGAUUCUGGUCCGGAACAACGUGGCCGAUAACGAUCGAGAGACACGGCAAGACGCGCGAAAGAUCUGCCGACGAAAUUUUUCCGGCGGCCAAAGGUGUGCGUUAGGAAGGAUAUUGCUCAAUAUUUGCCAACCCGAACGCAACACAGCUCCGCUACAUAUACAUCUCCGCCGCGCAACGUGCAUCCCGCGUCGGAUUAUUUGGACGCUCGCGAUCAUUAGCUAAUUAUCACUUAUGCGCCCCCCCCCCUCCACUGUCACAGGAUGACGAUCAUCGAAUCAUCGCUUCAUCCAUUGUCGCGAUUGCCGUAGGAUCGAGCGUUUUGCGAUCAAGGUUGCGAUCGAUGGCAAACUGCUGUCAUAAUAUCAUAAUUGUCACGCUAAUAUUCGUAGCUGAAGAUUUUUAACGCGAUCAGAUCGAAGAAAAAAAAAUCGGUUAAAGAAGUUCGUGUGCAAAUGCAACUGGAAGUCUGGGAAACUGAUAUAUCAGUGCGAAUUCAAUGAAACAAUUCGUCGGCAACAAGGCCUCGUGCGUCACCUUGAUCGUUUCUCGAGUGCAAUCGCCAGUUUUGAGAUAUUUUGUCGCAACUUAUAUCGCACGAGCUCCGUCGUCGCGCCUUCCGGACAACGCAAGCGUCUAAACAUCCCUCCGGAGGAUGUCGGGGCGACGUGUUCAAAAUCGCUCUCUCCUCAAGAACGACUCUCAAAGAGUCUGUUCGCGUUAUCCGGACCAUCGGCGCUCGACGCAGCCAUGUACUUUGCUUCGUGAAGGGCCUAACAGCUGACACAUGUUCGCGUAUAUAUACGUAUUUAUUUAUUUUGUACGCUUCCACCCUUUACGUUAGCCUGAUUCGCAUCCGCGAACCGGUUCGACGAGGCUUUCGUAUCAACCCUCGGAUGUAAACAUUUGCACAGAUUUCACCUUGGAUGGAUGGACGAUUCUCUCUGGACGAGAUCGCCAGAAGAUCGCACAUUUUUUAUUGGAUUUUUUAGCGUUCAACGAAUCGUAUCUUCUUCAAGGCGAACGGCGCGUCUCCAAUUAUCGAUCGAAAAGUUGCAGAGUAAAAUUCUAAUUAAAUGGCCAAGUGGCAAAAUUACGACGACGAUAAACGAUGUUCUAUAUUUGACUAUUUUUUAAUUCCUAGAUCAAUUAUUCCUUUCACUAUAAGUUAGCUAGUUGGUAGUUAAGUAAUUAGAGAAAAUUAUUGAAAAUUGUUAUUAGGAAUCAUUAUAGGAGAUUAUUAUUAUGCGCGCGCUACGACGUUGUCUCUUACGCAAGAUCGCGGAUGGACAAUCGCGUCGAGUUAUAGUUAAACACGUGUUCGCGCCUUUUGCUAAUAUUCGCGCAAGAAAGAGAGCAGGAAUUAUGAGUAUCGGCAUAUCUCGCGAUCGGAAGCUCGUUAAUCUUAUGAUUUCUUGGUAGCAAUAUUAGCGUAAUUGAUAAGCGAUGUGAACGUCUAUUGUCGCGAUCGAUUGAGAUAUUUAUCUCGCGGCUGAGAAAAAGGUGAACGCGCUGCUCUCUUGACGCAGCAAUGAAGUGACGCAGUUGAUCGCGUCCGGGGGUUGAAACGCGCAGCGAAAAAAGGCAUAUCUUAUUUAUUUGUCCACACACACAUAUACACACAUACGUACACGCAGUCCGGAGCACGUCUUUAUAGGGAAAAUAAUAAUUAUUUACACAGUAAGAGUAUACUAAGGAUAAGGCGAAUGAUAAUGAUUGAUAAACGAACAUUACGAUUUGCUGCGAGUGCUUAUCAAGUAUUAUAACGAUAACGACGUGCGAGACAUGGUCCCCCAGCGGGGACGGAGAUAGAAAAGGGAAAAAAGGGAAAUUAAAAAAAAACGAAAAUCUCGUUCUUUUUUUUCUAUUGGAUUCUCUUUUUCUUUCCACGCAAACGGUCGGUUUGCAUACGAUAUCGUUUCACGAUUGUAGGUACUUACAGCGUGUCGCCACAACCGUAACGUUGCAUUUGUAUAAAGAACGGUGCACUUUCGUUCGCGUCGAUACUCAUCCGGGUAUCGGUUAUAGAGCCGUUACAUUCGUUACCGGAUACGUUUAAUCGCUAGGUAUCAAUCCUCGUUCUCACCCUCUCACCUCCCUCUCCUUCCCAAUCGAAGCGACGACAAAGCGUUUCGCGGGACAGACGCGCGCUGUCUCAUAUCCGCGCGACGGACCAAGCGCGCGGACCCCGAUCAAUUCGGAUCGAUUUUACGUUUUCUCCCUUCCCCUCUCCCCCUCCUGCCCCUCUCCGUUUUCCCUCCCAUUCGUAACGCGAAUUAGCGAAAGGUCAUUAGUGUAAUGUUUUCUGAACGAAUCCUGUACGCCAAAUCGAAUUGACUUGUUACAUUUGUAAAUGUUUGUAAGUACUACCGUACGUAAUAAAAUAAUCGAGUAAUAAUCAUCGAAUUGCCCUGACGACCAUCGUGUGUCUGUUAUCCAAUCGAUUAAUUCAAACCUUUACGAACAACGAAUAAAGCAAAUCAUGACAUACCGUA